GUGAGAGAGAGAAUCUCAGGUUUGGUGUGUGGUUAGUCUAUAAGCAGUCAGGGUGGAAACACUAGACAGACACACUGACUGAGUGACUGAUCUGUGUGUGAACUGUGGAGCUGAGCUGUGUUUGUGGAAUGACGCUUUUCUUCAGCUCAACCUGCUGGUAAACAGAAGGGCUGUGUGGACGCAGGAAUUUCAGGUCACGAGGGCUCCAGCAGCAGAGCAGUGGUCGGAGAAGUGUUGUAGUUAAUCUGAGCUGGGGUAGGGAGUAUGUCUACUGUGUGCUGCUUGAUUGAAGAUUGUCCCUGUCCUUCUUACUCUGACAGUAUGGGAGAUCUGAAAACACACUAGAGUAGAAGACACACACACACUCACACAGAGAGACUCUAGACGCGGAGACGACACACACACAUUGUAAUUUUGGAGAGACUAUUUCAGCCUCUUGUGGAAUCCUUGGUGGUCCCAACUUGGCCCCCCCUCCCUUGUAUUUUUGUCCGUGACGAUGGCGUCAGCCGUGGAUUAUGUGUUAGUGCUGGUAGCUGCCGUGCUGGGACCGUACCACGUUGGGGUGGAAGGAGGGUGUGCUGGGAAGUGCUGCCGGGGUUCAGACAUCACCUGUGCAACGGCAGACUGGCGGAUGGACCGUGUGUUCGGCACCUGCUACUGCGACGAGGGCUGCCUCAGGACCAAAGACUGUUGCUAUGACUACCCCAACGAGUGCCCAGCCCAGUCGUGUGUGGUGACUGACUGGAGUCACUGGAGUGGUUGUGCCCAGCCCUGCCAGCGGUCCAGGAGGGUCCGGCAGCGCCACAUUGAGCAGGAGCCCAGGAACAGUGCAGAUCCAUGUCCCAGUCUGGAGGAGCAGGCUGGCUGCAUGGACUACCAGUCAAAUCAUGGAGAGAUUUGCACUCAGAACACAGGUCCAGCUUUCAUCACCACCAGGGAGUUUGGUAAAGGAAGAACAAAGCCUGACAUCUACGGAGCACCUCUGUACCCUGGGUUCUGUAUGGAGUAUAAGAUGGAGUCUCUGACUACCCACUGUACGGUGGAGAACAGACCACACACCCUCUGGAUGCAGUACCUACGUGAGGGCUACACGGUGUGUGUGGAGUGCCAACCCCCCGCCAUGCGUAACCAUAGCGGCAGCUGCCAGGGAGACGGACAAGAAUCCAACAGUGAGGAGCUGCUCCAUUGGCAGGCUGUGGGGAACUCUGGCUGUCGAGGAACGUGGAAGAAGGUCCAGAGAACAGCAUACUGCUCCUGUCCUCACGUCCACAGCUUCCUUUUCAUAUAAACACACAGGAAGUCUUAAUUGCGGUCCUACUUGCACCCUUAUUCCCUAUAUGGUGCACUACUUUAGACCAUAACCCUAUGGCACCCUAUUCCCUAUAUAGUGCACUACUUUAGACCAGAGCCCUAUGGCACCCUAUUCCCUAUAUAGUGGAUAGGGUGACUGGUAAUCUAUAGGGCUCUGGUCAACAGUAGGGAACAGGGUGACUGGUAAUCUAUAGGGCUCCGGUCAACAGUAGGGAAUAGGGUGGCAUUUUGGACACAGUAAGCCAUAUCCACACCAAAACAACACACAAUCAAAGUUAUGCAUCUUUAUUUAAUGAAAUCAGUUUGCUAAAACUAUUGUUGUAAGAACAUUUGAGUAACUUUUCUAUGUACAGACAACCGCAUGACAUUCCACAAUGAUAGAUUGAACUAAUUUACUAUACACAAUGCUGCUUUUCUAUUGACACUCUUAAUGUUGCAGAAAUAAAACACACAGUAUAAUAAAUUAAAUAAAACGAUGAAAGACAUUUAACAAUGUUUUUU
Molecule: messenger RNA, 1812 nt
Organism: Oncorhynchus tshawytscha (Chinook salmon)
Lineage: Eukaryota; Metazoa; Chordata; Actinopteri; Salmoniformes; Salmonidae
Product: somatomedin-B and thrombospondin type-1 domain-containing protein
Exons: 6
Coding region: 497-1288 (263 amino acids)
Source: RefSeq, a predicted model, not a curated record